This is a messenger RNA of Juglans regia (Persian walnut), 1005 nucleotides long. Its product is annotated as RING-H2 finger protein ATL57-like. The record is from RefSeq and is a predicted model, not a curated record. NCBI's taxonomy places the organism in Eukaryota, Viridiplantae, Streptophyta, Magnoliopsida, Fagales, Juglandaceae. The transcript has a single exon. Bases 296 to 895 code for a protein of 199 amino acids.
CUUAAUACUUCUCCAAAAAGACAAAAAGGACGUGUAAACAACGUAACCCUUACAAUUAAAAUCCAGAUUCACUUAACUGGAUAAGCCCCCACCUCUUUUCCUCUCACCUUUUCCAAAAACCCAACAUAGGUAAUUCCAAAACCCCAUACACAACCUUUCAUUUUAAAACCCUGUUCACGUACAGUCUCAUGAUCUCUCCCAGCUCUGAUCAUCUGCAUACAAUAAACCGUUCCGAAAACAGUAGUACUCGACUUUCUCGAUCGUGAAGUAUAUUACUUUAUUAAUUAGAAGAGAAAUGAAACCCCACAUCCGCAAACUACUCAGCUUGUCGCUCACUUCAGUCGAACCCAAUACUGCAACGACUCCAUCACCUCCGCCCGGGCCACCCUGGCCGUUGGUGGAGGCUCCUAGCAGCGGACCGUACAAGUCCUCUAUUGUUCUCGCAGUGCUCGCCGUCCUUACCAUUUCAGUUUUCUUCCUCGGCUUCUUGUCGAUCUGCAUUCAACGCUUCUCCGACAAUCCUGCCGCCGAGUUUUCCCGUCGCCGAGGUCGACGGAGCCCGUAUAGAACGUCGUCUUUUCCGACGUCGGAACUUCGAAGUUGGUCAUACCGGCGCUCGGGAUUGGACCCGGCGAAGCUUCAGGCUCUGCCGGUGUACCCUCACGGCGGAAUUAAUGAGAAGUACUACGAGACCAUGGACUGCGCGAUUUGCCUCGGCGAAUUCCAGGGGGAGGAGACCGUCAAGGUGAUACCGUUUUGUAAGCACGUGUUUCAUCCCCACUGCAUUGACACGUGGCUGUAUUCGCACGUGACGUGCCCGGUCUGCCGUGCCACCCGUCUAUUUGAUGAGGAGAACGGUGGAAGAUCUACGGUAGGAAGCAUGACACGUGUAUAGAGGUUGGGGCGGUGGCUUAAUCACAUAGGUUUUUCUUUGAGGAGGAAUAACAUAAAUGAGGCGCUGCUCGAAUGGUAGAGAGAGGGAAUUACAAAUUAACACACGUGUAU